Oncorhynchus keta (chum salmon) is the source of this 1534-nucleotide messenger RNA. RefSeq names its product peptidase inhibitor 15-A-like. Lineage: Eukaryota; Metazoa; Chordata; Actinopteri; Salmoniformes; Salmonidae. The record is from RefSeq and is a predicted model, not a curated record. Bases 46 to 828 code for a protein of 260 amino acids. The transcript has 5 exons.
CAGACUUCACAUACAGCAUUUGAGAAAUCUGAAAAAGAAGAAAACAUGAAUGCUCCGCACUUUUCCAUAGAUUUGCUGCUGCUGUGCAUAUCUUGCGGAGCAAGUGUAUUGGCAGCCAACUCUCCCACCGUGUCCUCGACGCUGCCAGCCACCAAUUUCACCGACCUUGGCUCAGCGUUCAGCUAUGGGGAAGCAGACAGCAAGAAUAUUAUUCUGACCAGGAAGAAGCGUUAUAUUUCCCAAAACGACAUGCUUGUCAUUCUCGAUUAUCACAAUAAAGUAAGAGGGAAAGUUUUCCCUCCGGCAUCCAAUAUGGAGUACAUGACGUGGGACGAGACCCUAUCUAAAUCAGCUGAGGACUGGGCCCACGCGUGUCUGUGGGAGCACGGACCUCGACACCUCCUCAGGUUCCUGGGCCAGAACCUCUCUGUCAGGACCGGACGCUACCGCUCUAUUCUCCAGUUAGUGAAGCCCUGGCAUGAUGAAGUGAAGGACUAUGUGUUCCCUUACCCCCGGGACUGCAACCCCAGAUGCCCCCUGAAAUGCUACGGACCCAUGUGUACACAUUAUACACAGAUGGUUUGGGCCACAACAAACAAAGUUGGCUGUGCGAUACACACCUGUCACAAUAUGAACGUGUGGGGGAACGUGUGGAAACGGACAACAUACUUAGUGUGUAACUAUUCAUCUAAGGGGAACUGGAUUGGAGAGGCACCCUACAAAGUAGGCGUCCCGUGCUCCGCCUGUCCCCCGAGCUACGGAGGCUCCUGUUCCAACAACAUGUGCUUCCCAGCCCUCAACACAAACUAUCUGCAGUGGUUCAAAUAGAGCCAGGAGUCCCUGUCCAGACUAAGGCUGCGUCCCAAAUCACACCCUAUUCCCUAUUGCCAUUUGGUGCUAACCCGCUGACCCCCGACCCCAACACAGAGACUUUCCCGCUUGAAGGAUUUGCACAACAUUCGUGGAAAACACACUUAUUUAAGAUUAAAGCAUACAUUUAUAAUAAUGUGUACAUAGAAUUCAUGUUUUUUAUUUGCCAUAUUUUACAGAUUUUUUAAAUUUUAAUUAAUGAUUAUCAUAUGAUGAAUUAGAUUGAUUGAUUGAUUGAUUGAUUGAUUGAUUGAUACAGUCGGAUGAUAAUUUAUCUUGUGAAGUAUGUUUCCUGACAGUGUUACAUUAUAAUGGGUUUACCAUUGGUCAUGUACCCAUAGAAUGUGGACACGCAUGGAUGUGCCUCACGAUGGGUCAAAUGGAUACAAGUUAUUGACAUUUCAACACUACGGUAGCAAGCAAAAAUCGUUUUCAAAAGUGAUUGUUAACUAACUUUUACAUUUUUUGGGGGGGGCUUGCUUAGCUAAUCAUCUUGGCUAACUGUGGAGAGAAAUAAUUCACUUAUGUAUCGUUAAUUAGGGCUCGAUUCAAUCUGUACCAAUUCUAUGGCGUAAUAGACAUUUAAAGGCAAUGUGAGCUGAGUUUAUUUUUUAAAAAUAGGCAAGUCAGUUAAGAAAAAAUUCUAAUUUUCAAUGAAGGCCUA